AUGACACUCCGCAAAGCUCCCGCCCUCGCCGGCCCCGCCAUGGAGCUUCCCCGGCGCACUUCGCCGCGGCAGUGGGCGGCAGACGCCGAGGGUGCGAUCCCGGAGAAGCUCAUCAAGCCAUGGAAGCUGCCUCCGCAGAACACCUACCUCUUUAUCAACGCAAACGUCGUGGAUGCCGCCAAAGGCCUCGUCAUUAAAAACACGACCGUCAAGAUCUCAAACGGCUUGAUUGAGAACGUUGGGGGGAGCCCAGCCGACAGCAGAGGCAACGAUGCCAUUGUGGUAGAUUUGCAGGGAAAAUACCUCUCCCCGGGUCUCAUCGACUGCCACGUCCACGUCAGCUCCGUGCCCGGCGAGGCCGGCCUCAACGGCGGCUUCGACAUGGACGCCACCGUCUCUCAUCUGCGGCAGUCUUUCGUCUGCGGUCGCAUCCUGAGCAAGGGCUUCACCACGGUCCGCGACACGGGCGGCGCAACUCUCGCGCUCAAGGAGGCAAUCCAGGACGGCGUCUUCCCCGGGCCUCGCCUGUUCAUCGCCAACCAGGCUCUCUCGCAGACGGGAGGCCACGGCGAUCGCAGAGGUGCCCACGAUCACUCGGGGCUGUGCUGCGGCGGCACGGCGGGACUCUCCAGCGUCGUAGACGGCGUGCCGGAGUGUAUCAGGGCGACGAGAGAGCAGCUCAGGACGGGGGCGGACUUUAUCAAGAUCAUGGUAGGCGGCGGCGUGGCGUCACCGACGGACAGGAUCGAGAACACGCAGUUUACGGCGGAUGAGAUCAAGGCCAUUAGCGAGGUCGCGCGGAGCUACGGUACCUGGGUUACGGCGCACGCAUAUACCCCGCGGGCGAUCCGCCACGCGGUCGAGAACGGCGUGACGGGCAUCGAGCACGGCAACUUCAUCGACAAGGAGACGGCGGAAUUCAUGGCCGAUAACGCCGUGUGGCUGACGCCUACGCUGGUCACGUACGACGCCAUGGGCUCCGACAAGUACAAGGGAUUCUUGCCCCCUGAGAACCAGCGCAAGAACCAGGAGGUCUUGGAAAGAGGUCUCGAGUCGUUGAAAAUUGCCGCCGCAGCGGGCGUGACCAUCUGUCAUGGAUCGGAUCUGCUCGGCCCCCUACAGGCUGAGCAGAGCAGGGAGUUUGGCAUCCGGCAGCAGGCUCUCGGCAAUAAGCAGGUGCUUCAAUCCGCCACGGUUAACGCCGCCAGGAUGCUUCGACAGGAGGAUGUGCUGGGGCAGGUGAAGGAGAAGUUCGUGGCGGACUUGCUGAUUCUCAACGGGAAUCCGCUGGACGACGUCUCAAUACUGGAUGAGCCGGAGAAGAACGUCUUGGCGGUGAUCAAGGAUGGCAGGGUCUACACGAGCCGAUGGAGCAAGCUUCCAGAAGACGUCAAGGAGCCACCGCGACUGAUUGAAUGA
This is a messenger RNA of Colletotrichum abscissum, 1419 nucleotides long. RefSeq names its product amidohydrolase. The transcript has a single exon. Bases 1 to 1419 code for a protein of 472 amino acids. Gene Ontology annotation, molecular function: hydrolase activity, acting on carbon-nitrogen (but not peptide) bonds. Lineage: Eukaryota; Fungi; Ascomycota; Sordariomycetes; Glomerellales; Glomerellaceae. The record is from RefSeq and is a predicted model, not a curated record.